UUUUGCUCCACCCAAAAGCCAUGACCAUUACCUUCUUCAUCAUUGUAUUUUCCGUUCUGAUCGCCGGAUUCUUGGCCGGAAAAUUGCUCGGAAAGAGAAUCCACUACCACCCAAUCGGCGGCACAAUAUUCAACCAGCUGAUGAACUUCAACAGGCUCCACCAUUACAUGACAGAUCUCGCCACGAAACACAAGACGUACAGACUCAUCGCCCCUUUUCGGAGCGAGGUUUACACCGCAGACCCCGCUAACAUAGAGUACAUUCUCAAAACAAACUUCGAAAAUUACGGCAAGGGAUGGCACAAUUACAGCAUUCUAAAGGACUUAUUAGGUGACGGGAUUUUCGUAGUCGAUGGCGAAAAAUGGAAAGAGCAAAGAAAAGUAUCGAGCCUCGAGUUUUCUACUAAAGCUCUAAGGGAUAUUAGCACCACAGUCUUCAUCGAAAACGCAGUAAAGCUAGCUGGCAUUGUAUCCGAAUCCUCGUUUUCCAAUCAACCGUUCGAUAUUCAAGAGCUUUUCAUGAAAUCUACUCUCGAUUCGAUAUUUAAAGUUGCGUUUGGGGUUGAUUUAGACAGCACGGGCGGUUCUUACGAAGAAGGGGAAAGAUUUAGCCGCGCUUUCGACGACGCAAGCGCGGUUAUUGCUUGGAGAUACGUCGAUGUUUUCUGGAAGAUAAAGAAAGCUCUGAAUAUCGGUUCGGAAGCGAAAUUGAAGGAGAAUAUUCGAGUGGUUGACGAGUUUGUGUACAAGCUAAUUCGUAACAAGACUAACUGUGUGGAUUUGAGGAGAAACGACAUUUUGUCGAGGUUUGUGAAGCUGUCGGAGGCGGAUCCAAAGUACUUGAGAGAUAUAAUCUUGAACUUUGUAAUGGCUGGUAAAGACACAACUGCAACUACUCUAUCUUGGUUCUUUUACAUGAUGUGCAAGCACGCUCGUGUUCAAGAAAAAGUGGCGCGCGAAAUUAAAGAAAUUAAUCGAGCAGAAAAUGUAUCGGAAUUCGCGGCUAAUUUGAGGGAAGAAGCUUUGGAAAAGAUGCAUUAUCUUCAUGCAGCACUCACAGAAACUCUCAGACUCUAUCCUCCAGUUCCUGUGGUAAGAAAAAACAUCUUUGUUUUUUUACGUACCGCUCCAUAA
Molecule: messenger RNA, 1133 nt
Organism: Erythranthe guttata (spotted monkey flower)
Lineage: Eukaryota; Viridiplantae; Streptophyta; Magnoliopsida; Lamiales; Phrymaceae
Source: RefSeq, a predicted model, not a curated record